Molecule: messenger RNA, 1359 nt
Organism: Andrographis paniculata
Lineage: Eukaryota; Viridiplantae; Streptophyta; Magnoliopsida; Lamiales; Acanthaceae
Exons: 4
Coding region: 1-1359 (452 amino acids)
Molecular function (GO): protein dimerization activity
Source: RefSeq, a predicted model, not a curated record
AUGAAACAGAAUCAGUCAAUUGUUGUUGCAUUUCAUAAGCAAAGUGAAGCUGCAAAGAAAGAAUACCGAAUUAGAUUAAAUGCUUCAAUUGAUGUUCGUAGAUUUUUGGUGAAAAAUGCAUUACCAUUCCGUGGUCAUGAUGAGUCAGAAAAUUCUACUUGUAGAGGUCUCUUUUUGGAAGCAUUGUCAUUACUUGGAAGUGCAAAUGAGUCCAUUCACAAUGUUAUAUUAAGAAAUGCUCCAAAGAAUAAUCAAAUGGUGUCUCCAUCUAUUCAGAAGGGUAUUGUGAAUUGUUUUUUGAAUGAAAUACUUAAGUCCAUUUUUGAAGAGAUUGAUAGUGAUGCAUUUGCAUUGUUAGUUGAUGAGUCUAGUGACGUAUCAAAAAAAGAACAUAUGGCCGUGGUUUUAAGAUACGUAGAUGCACAUAGACUUGUUAAGGAGAGAUUUGUUGGUGUAGUUCAUGUGAUGGAGACAUCGUCAUCAACUCUUAAAUCUGCCAUCAAUUCUCUAUUUACUAAGCAUGGAUUGAGUUUGAAACAUAUAAGCUUGGGUCAAGGUUAUGAUGGAGCGAUUUGCGCUUCUUGCAAACGAAAAGAUAUGAUUCGAGAAGGCUACAGAGAUAGAAUACAAGAAGCUAUUUGUAAAGGUGAAAUUGAAAUUGGAAGAGGAUUAAAUCAAGAACUCUUUCUUAUUUGGAGGGUCUACUCAUUUUGUCAAAAGCAUGGUGUUGAAAGGUUAAAUAUGGAGGAUUGUUAUGUUACUUCAAGAAAUCGAAAGACCAUCAUCUCCAAUCGGCACCAUUUUGAAGUAGACAUUUUCAACACUGUUUUGGAUAUGCAAAUUCAAGAGUUUGGUGAUCGAUUUACUGAGGUUAGUACUGAGUUGCUUACUAAUAUGGCUGCUUUGAGUCCGCAAGAUUCAUUUUCUAUGUUUGAUGCAUCAAAGUUAGUAAAGUUAAGUACAUUCUAUCCGUAUGAUUUUAAAAAUAUGGAAAGAAGUACAUUGGAGCGUAAACUUGACAUCUACUAUGAGACUAUGCUUCAAGAUGAAAGAUUUACCAACUUAGAUGGUAUCAGCAGCCUUGUUAGAUUGAUGGUGCAAACAGGAAAGCACAUUUCAUAUCCUCAUAUCUUGCGAUUAUUGAAGCUAGCUUUGGUUCUACCAAUCGUAACAACAACAAUUGAAAGAUGUUUUUCUGCGAUGAAACUUGUGAAGUCAUAUUUGCGCAAUCGGAUGGGUGAUGAUCUUUUGAAUGAUUCGCUGAUUUGUGCUAUAGAAAAGGAAACACUUGUUAAUGUUCCGAAUGAAGCCGUAGUUAAUCGCUUCCAAAGCAUGAAAGAGCGCCGAGAACAGUGGUAG